AUGUGCAAGGAAUUUGCUGAGAUGAUGGGGAAUGAACUUGAAAUGAGCAUGAUGGGUGAAUUGAACUUCUUCCUGGGGUUCCAAAUCAAGAAAACACCUAUUGGAACUAUGAUACAUCAACAAAAAUAUAUCAAGGAACUGCUGAAGAAAUUCAACAUGGAAUCCUUUAAGUCCAUAGACACUCCCAUUGCCAUUACAACAAAGAUAGACCUUGAUAAAGAAGGGAAAAUUGUUGAACAGAAGCUAUAUGGAGGAAUGAUUGGGUCAUUGUUGUAUCUCACAGAAAGCAUGCCUGAUAUUGUAUUCAGUGUGGGACUCCAAACCCCUUCUAAAGCAAAAUCAUCAUCCAAGACUGAAGUCAAAUCCAAGAAGAUGAAGCCUAAAUCAAAGAAAAUUGUCAAAUCUUCAAGUGAACCUGCACCCACACCUGCUCCUUCUCCAUCGAUAUCUUCUACUGUACCUAUACCAUCAUCCCUUAAUCUUGUUGUUCUCACAAUCCCCAUAUCCAUUGAGCCUUCACUUCCAAAACCAACCAUCCGUGCAUAUGUGCCUACUUCGAAAAACACCUCUAAGUCAACCAAGAUCAAGGCUACUCAAAGAAAAUCUGUCAAGAGUGACAAGGUAGUGCCUGAUGAUGCUGCUGCUUAA
Messenger RNA from Nicotiana tabacum (common tobacco), 648 nucleotides. The record is from RefSeq and is a predicted model, not a curated record. Lineage: Eukaryota; Viridiplantae; Streptophyta; Magnoliopsida; Solanales; Solanaceae.